Messenger RNA from Wyeomyia smithii (pitcher-plant mosquito), 2049 nucleotides. RefSeq names its product leucine-rich repeat-containing protein 20 (gene Sclp). The transcript has 4 exons. Gene Ontology annotation, molecular function: protein binding. The record is from RefSeq and is a predicted model, not a curated record. Gene Ontology annotation, cellular component: extracellular matrix. Bases 501 to 1220 code for a protein of 239 amino acids. NCBI's taxonomy places the organism in Eukaryota, Metazoa, Arthropoda, Insecta, Diptera, Culicidae.
CUGCACUCGCAGACAAAGCGGCCAUCGGUUCACUAAAAUCGAAGCGUUGUUGAUGUUGUUGUUGCUGUUUGGAUAGUACACAUGCUAUUUUACAACUUACUACAACACAGACAGCUCAGAUAUACAGGCUGAUCUUUGGUGUGGUGUAGUAGUACAUGUAAAAACAAAUCUAGAGUUGGGCUUUGAAGCGGGGUCUGCUUCGAGUAGAGAUCCAAACAUCGGAUAGUCAUUCGCUAGUGAACAGUGAAGCAGUGAAAACCUUCCCGCGGUUUCGGAGGAUAGUACGGGUUUUGGAAAACUGUCUACCGAGGAAAAGUUUGCCAAAACAGUGUAGCGAAAAGUUUCUUUGUUUCAUAGUGUAAUGCGCAAUAAGCGAACGUAAGAACGAAAUCAGUUAGACAGAUAGGAGGUGCUUAGUGGAAUAUUCAUCUAACUUUAGUGCAGACUAAAGUGCGAUCAAGUAAUCGAGUUCUUUGGAAGAUAAAGAGCCAAUAUUCAGAAUGAGGCCCCCAUCGCAUUUCGGUAAUGAUAUUACCAACACCGCCGCCAACGACGGCAAUAACAACAACGGAAACGGAGAUGACAACAACAACAAUCGGAAUACGAUAGUGGCCAGACUUACGGAAAUGGGUGCAACCAUGAUGUUUCCGAAAAUUGCUGGACGCGGUAUCAUACGAGUCGUAGAACGAUGUGAUGAUGCUAAAGAGAACAAUAAUCUAGAUUGCAGUGCAAUACUUGCUGAUCUCUCUGAGUGCGAGUUGAUUCAGGUGCCCGAUGCAGUUUACCAUCUAAUGAGACACACUGAGCUGAAAACCUGUGAUCUUAGCGGUAACGUUAUAACGAAAAUUUCACCUAAGUUCGCCAUCAAAUUCAGCUUAAUCACGGAUCUAAAUCUGGCGCACAACCAGAUGGCUAGACUGCCGGACGAGCUGGCCGAUCUGCACUCGCUGGAACUGCUCGACAUCUCGCAUAAUUCCUUCAUCACGCUACCUGCCGUCGUGUUCAAAAUGCGCAAACUGCGCAAACUGCGGGCGAACAACAAUGCCAUCAUCGACAUCGAUCGGGAUGAGAUCAUCGCCUCGGAUUCGCUGGAGCUGGUCGAUCUGAGACAUAACCCACUGACGCCCAUCUGCCAUGAGCUGCUGAGUAACGCCAACGUGUCCUUCCGGAUCGAGCUGUCCGAGCGGGUGAAGGAGGAAUGGGAAGAUCUGACGAUCUGAGACGAUCAUCCCGAUGCCGAGUCGAUCCGAACUCCUCCUGCCCGUUACCAAGACCGGUUGGUGUAGCCACUAAGUAAGAGUAUUCAGUUUCGUUUCGUAUUUUUGCAUUCGUUUUACAAAGAUCGUACCAGAAAUCUUUCUAGCUUUAGGGACGGAACUCUCCGUAACACUUAUACAUAUGUAAAACUCGAUCAGAAGUUACUUAAUUUAGUGAGAUUUUUCAGUCUUCCAAUAGAGGUGAACUAGGCGAGUUAACACCAAACGGAGACUUUACUACAUUACAUACAUUUGUAAAAACUAUCCCUGUCUGUAUUUAGUGCAUGUAAACUACUAACCCGUACUGUAUUAUACAUUAUACCUUUCAAUCACCGUUGAGAUGCAUACCUAUGAGAAGCUUACAGAGAGAUUAGUGCAAGGCAAAGGAUAGCGAAGUCUUUUUCUGUGAAACUGGAGGGAAAAUUUUGAUCUAGUCAUUCAAGGGUAGUUGCAACGAUCAAAAUUGCCAACGCACGGCUGCCGAAAUUGGUUCCAAUCAGGUGCUACUCUCAAUCCAAUUUUCGGCCGGCACGCACCAUUGUCGCGUAAUAAUAAUUUAUAGAAUAACGUGAGUGAUAUUAUAUAUUAAUCUAGUAAGUUUUCGUCUUUCCAAAAAAAUGGAAUGCAUUCAUAAAAAAGUGUACGUAUAGCAAACAUAAAAAAAAAACAAACAAACAAACCAGUACAGUGUGAUGAUGUGCAAUAGCCUACCGAUGAUAGCUGAUGAUAAAGAUGAUAGCGUUAGAUGAAUUUUAUGGUUGACGAAAUGAUAAAUAAAGUAUGCUUUGAGGGA